Guillardia theta CCMP2712 is the source of this 2351-nucleotide messenger RNA. RefSeq lists its product as hypothetical. Gene Ontology annotation, molecular function: transmembrane transporter activity. The transcript is spliced from 5 exons. The coding region runs from base 259 to 2199 and encodes 646 amino acids. Gene Ontology annotation, biological process: transmembrane transport. Gene Ontology annotation, cellular component: membrane. The record is from RefSeq and is a predicted model, not a curated record. Lineage: Eukaryota; Cryptophyceae; Pyrenomonadales; Geminigeraceae.
AGGCGUCACAAAGUUUCAUUUGACCUGAGCUACUCGUUUCGUACGGACGGGGGUGCUGCAAGGCUUAAUUCGCUUUGUGGCUGAGAAAGACCCUUUGAACUUGAUCAGGCGCUGUCGUGGCACCAGCGCGAUACAAGCUAAAACACGGCAUUCUUUGCCUCCCCAUUCUCAUUCUUCAGGUUAAUCCCUGCGCAAGGAGUCCGUGCACCCGUUCGUUCCGCGCUGUUACCCGCCGAAGUUUAAACAUCUGUCAAGACAAUGACCGACUGGAUCGCCCUGUCUUACUCCCUGACCAUCAUUUGUUUGGUGGCGAUUGCAAUUUAUGCAAUCAUCUACACCAAGUUCUUCACACAGAAGAACGAGAAUGUGAAGCACGUUCUGGAGACAUCUGAAGGCUUCAUCACUGCCAGGAAAACACAAGGCAUGUGGAGGAUCGCGUGGAGCUUCUACGCUGGAAGUGUUGGUUCUUGGGUCAUCACCAGUACCGCAAGCUAUGCCUCGUAUGCAGGUUACCUGGGCGUGAUAUUCUAUGCCGUUGCUACAGGCAUUCCCAUCAUCAUGCAGGCAUAUUUUGGUGACAUUGUGCAAACUAAGUUUCCGAAUGCAAACUCCUUGGGUGAUUUCAUCCUGCUGCGAUUUGGGCCCACUGCGAAGUUGGCAACCAUCAUCGUGACUCUCAUCAACAUGUCAAUCUUCAUGCUCGCUGAGUUCACAACUGUCGGUGGCCUGUUCAGUGACUUUGUUGGUUCUGUGAGCUACCCGAUCAUCAUCAUUGUUGCAGUUCUCACCACUAUCUACACGGUUUAUGGUGGUUUGCUGGUAUCGAUCGUGACAGAUCAGGUUCAGGGUAUCAUCAGUGUUCUCCUCACGAUCAUUCUCACCAUCUACGUCGCUGCAACAUUUCGUAGAGAUCUCCCUGCAAACUUUGGUCCGUAUGAGCCGAUGCUUGGUCCGAAUCUCUCAGGCUACAGCUCCAUUUUCACCAUGCCGAUAUCUCUUGCCGCCGCUACAGUCUUCAACGAAGGCAUGUGGCAAAGAGUUUGGGCAGCUGAAGACCACACAGCUCUCAAAAGAGGAGGCAUCAUCGCCUGCUUUGCAAUAGUGUUUGUUGUGUUCAUCUUUGGUUUCGGUGGACUCCUUGCUGUGUGGGGUGGGUUGGUCGAUUACGAGAAUACCAAUCCCAACCUAUACAUCUUCCAGCUGUUCAAGUCAGAUCCGUCAGCGCCGAAUGCUCAUGUCGAGAACUUCAUUGAAGUCUUGGUACUGGUUCUCGCGGCUGUGAUGAAUGAGUCGGCCAUCGACAGCUUGCAGAACGGUCUGGCUGCGACCAUCUCAUCACAUUUCCUGCGAGGGAAGCCUUUGCUGUGGGCCCGUAUCUGUGUGCUGCUCAUCAACAUUAUCAUCGUGCCAUUUGCUCUGGCGAACUACAGUGUUCUUUCCAUCUUCCUGCUCGGCAAUAUGCUGGGAGUCUGCUGGUUCCCUCCUGUCAUAAUGGGAGGUAUCUGGGACAGUGAGCUCGGGAAACGUGUAGUCUGCGAGUCGAGCAUGCUGUUCGGCGGCGUCAUCGCCGUGAUCGCCUCCACUGUCUAUGGCAUCGCUGCUGGCCCUUCCCAAUGUAUCCAGAUGUGGAACGACGGAGCACUGUAUCCGCCUGCUCCCGACAUCUGCAGUUGCGCUAGUGACGCGGCUUUGUACAAUUUGACCAACCCAGGAGUGAAUUGCGCAACAGCUGGCGCCUACUGGACGUGGCUGGGACAGCCCUACAUGUGGCAGUACUUCCUUAUUGCGCUCGGCGUCUCGACGGCUGGAACUCUCGCCUUCGGCCUGUUGCACGAGCUCUUCUACAGGUUGAACAUCCACUUCAUGGGGGUCACAGAGCUCCUCCUCAAGGUCCCCGGAUACGCGGAACUUGCUGGCCUCACGGUAGAUCACGCUGAACUGCAGAGGAAGCAGGAUGAUGAUGCAGCGAAGCCGCAAUUCAACGGCGACGAUCAAGGCAUGCAGCAGGUGAAUGGCUCGCAGGACUCACAGAUGUUCAUGGCUGUGUCCCCGAGCAUUCCUGUCGUGCAUCCGUACCCAGCCGUGGUCCCCAUGCAGCCUCAGCUGUUCGCCCAGCCCGUUGUGAUGGUUCCGGCAGCUGAAGGAGGAAACGUGGCACUUCCAGGAAGCCUCCAGCAGGGCCAGCAGGGGCUCGCGUAGCUUCUUUGUGCUUCCAACGAGUCAGGAGAGUCCCGGGGCGAGAGUGUACUCUAGCUAACCGGCGACCCUAAAGUCGUUAGGAAAUGAAAAGGUUCGAAUUUUAACAAGUCAAGCGAUCGAAGCACGCGGAUGAAGCGUGCGACUCGUCUAGC